Molecule: messenger RNA, 1611 nt
Organism: Penicillium concentricum
Lineage: Eukaryota; Fungi; Ascomycota; Eurotiomycetes; Eurotiales; Aspergillaceae
Exons: 4
Coding region: 1-1611 (536 amino acids)
Biological process (GO): regulatory ncRNA-mediated heterochromatin formation
Cellular component (GO): nucleus
Molecular function (GO): siRNA binding
Source: RefSeq, a predicted model, not a curated record
AUGAACACUAUUCUGGGAGAUCUUCUCCCUGAUGACGUGGUCUUCGCUGAAGAGCUGCUGGAGCUUGGGUUUGUCAUCACCGACGAUGACAGGAUUCGCUACGUCGGUGCCCCGGACCAGGGCCCGCGAUUCAAGAUUAACCGGAGUGCGCGUAUCAAUAAGGCUCACAUUGAGGCCUUGCAUAAGGCGAUCCGUACCAUCAUCAUUGACCGGCUCCUGGGAAUGGGCAUGCACUUUAUGAAGGUGCCCAAGGGCAGCAAGCGCCAGGUACCCAUCCUCGUGUCGGGCAACGUUGACACUGCGCCUCGAGUCGUUGUCUUCUGUGGCGAGAUAAUCGAAGACCUGGGUAUCUUCUCGUACCGUGACGUUUGCGACGAGGGCGUUUCUUUCGGUUCGAUCCUUGGCUUUGCAAAGGCUCUGCUUGGUGAGAAUGCCCAAGAUUCACCCAAUGCCCUCAUCCUUGCGAACGCCGGCCAAAAGAUCUGGUACAAUUCAGGUUGGUACGCGAUGACCGAAGACAGUUAUCAUGGUCACCACAGCGCCUCUGGUAUGGACCGCGAACGUCCACUGAGUCCUCGUAACAUGCUCGACAAAGGCGGCAUCGUUGAGCACGUCCGGAACAUCUUCGAGGGACUCUUGAUUCGCAACAACUUCCAAGUCGAUGCCAAAAUCGACGUCAUUGGCCUGUCUGAAGGCGGCCAUGCUGCUAUUACAUACCUGAAGAGCCAAUGGAGUUUCUGGUCGCCCAACAUCUCCUCCCUGUCCCUCAUCAACCCCGAGACUAUUGCUAAGACCGAGACCAAGAUUGGUGAUCUGAAGGAUCCAAAGUCUUUCUCCUGGUUCAUGAAGUACCGCUGCCGUGGCUGGGCUGUUUCUGAUAAGCCGGUUGGCACACGUGUGCCUGGUCUUGAACUCCUUCAUGGUGGUUGCAACACGUACUCGUCCGGUGAAAGCACCAAGUCGUCUUGCAUGGUCACUCGUGGUAUGGCACACAUCUUGACGUGGAUGAAUAUCAUGCAUGAAUGCCCAGCGGCGAUGGAGAAAUUUGAUGUGGUGCCUGGCAAGAUUGAUCCCGACAACGAAGUUGUUCCCGCUUCACUGAGCGACGACAUUGAGCUCACUGGCGGCAAGCUUGAAGGGCACGACCUAGCGACCCUGAACCACUUCAAAAAGCUCCUGACUGGUGUCAUAUUUACCGAUAAGAUGGUGACCUUUUUUAAGGACAAGUACACCGAUGAGAUGGCUAGCUUUUCAAAUGACAAGUCGAAACACGGCGACAAUGAUGACACUUACGACGAAAGUGAGAGUUCGGAAGGUGACAAAGUUGAGAAGAACGACGAAUAUGAUGAUCUUUCUGAUCUUGUCCCUGGUCCUGCUGACCCGUCUCCUUCGGCGGUUCCUUCCUCGCUUCGUGACGCUCUUCCCGACAUUGUCCCUGCCGAGGUUCCUGAUGCUCUUCCUGUCACGGCUCCUGACGCUCCGAUUCCGGAAGGUGCCUAUGCCGAUGUCAUCAGAGGCCAGACUGGCCCGUUUGAUCUCAGUGAUCUGCAGGAUAUCCGAGAAGAGAUUGGAGAGGAUCAAAUACUUCAAGUGUGCCCUGCUUCCUUAUGA